AUGGCUUCCAACACCUCAGAGAUCGAUAUGAACAACGGCGACGUUGCCCACACCCAUGCGAGAUAUUUCAGAAUCAACAGACGAAACUUCAGUGGCCAUUACGAUGUGGAAGAAAUGGACGGCACACACCUUUUCUACGUCGACAUGUGGUCACUCGGCUCAGGCAAGCCAGAUCUUACCUUGCACCAGGGUCCCGACAACAAAUCUCCCAUUGUCGCUGUAUCCCAUAUGCCAACCCUGGGAUCAGAUUACAAAAUUGGCAUUGGUGACCCCAACGAGCCCAAUUCGAUGCAAUGGGACGACCUAGCAAAGGAGCGUCUGACACAAUCAGGCUGGCGUUGGAUAAAAACUCUGACGGACGGAGAGAGGGCUGGCUCGACUCUCAAUCUCAUGUGGAAACGAACCAAGAAGGUCACCGUUGACGGCAUGACGGUGCAAUCGAUGAGUAGCCGGAAUUACAAGUUGCAGGAUUCAGACACGGGGAGCAUUCUGGCCGUAUUUACGGGCGACAGAACUUAUCGGCGCUGCGGCGUUUUGCAGUUGAACGUUUCGUAUGGGAGGCCAUUUGAUCUGUCGGUAUUCACAACAUGCCUCACUCUGUACGAAGAGGCCAGACGAGAGUCCCACCAGUCAGGAGGUGGUGGUUGA
Molecule: messenger RNA, 648 nt
Organism: Pochonia chlamydosporia 170
Lineage: Eukaryota; Fungi; Ascomycota; Sordariomycetes; Hypocreales; Clavicipitaceae
Exons: 1
Coding region: 1-648 (215 amino acids)
Source: RefSeq, a predicted model, not a curated record